Molecule: messenger RNA, 1320 nt
Organism: Cheilinus undulatus (humphead wrasse)
Lineage: Eukaryota; Metazoa; Chordata; Actinopteri; Labriformes; Labridae
Gene: cibar1
Product: CBY1 interacting BAR domain containing 1
Exons: 9
Coding region: 140-1036 (298 amino acids)
Biological process (GO): cilium assembly
Cellular component (GO): ciliary basal body; ciliary transition zone
Source: RefSeq, a predicted model, not a curated record
GGAAACUACUGAGACUCCAUGGAAACGGCAGGCUGGCGUGAUAGCUGUGGAGAAAAGCUGAUCCAUAGUUAGCUAGCUUUUCUAUGUAACUAUCCCCGUAAACUUGAGUGAACACUGAAUCCGUUUUAUUUUUACAAAGAUGAGUCGAACACCGGAUGCACGAGCGAGGGACAACCAGACAAGAAAGAUCCAGGAAAAUAUCACCAAUGUGGAAAAACAUUUUGGAGAGAUGUGCCAACUGUUUGCUGCCUACGCCCGUAAAACAGCACGGCUACGAGACAAGGCCGAUUUACUGGUUCGGGAAAUAGGCGUGUAUGCAGACACAGAAACACCAAACCUGAAAAAGGGAUUGAAGCAGUUCGCUGACCACCUUGCUAAGGUUGAGGACUACCGCCAAGCUGAGGUGGAAAGACUUGAAGCCAAAGUCAUAGAGCCGUUAAAAAGCUAUGGAGCUGUUGUGAAACGUAAAAGGGAAGAUCUGAAAGCUACUCAGAGUGCCAGAGACAGAGAGGCCAAACAGAUGGCUCAGCUUGAGAGGACUAGACAGAGAAACCCCUCCGACAGGCAGAUCAUUUCUCAGGCUGAGAGCGAGCUCCAAAGAGCCACCAUGGACGCCACACGGACCACCAGGCAGCUGGAGGAGACCAUAGACGAGUUUGAGAUGCAGAAGAUCCGGGACAUCAAGAGGAUCUUUGGAGAGUUUAUGACAGUGGAAAUGUCAUUCCAUGCAAAGGCUUUGGAAGUGUACACACUGGCCUACCAGAGCAUUCAGAGUGUAGAUGAGGAGGAGGACCUGGAGGUGUUCAGGAGCUCGCUGCAUCCCCCUGACUACCAAUCACGCUUAGACAUAGUGAGAGCUAAUUCCAAAACCUCCCUUGAUCGGACCGGGUCCUUCCUCAGUACAUCAGGGACUUUGCAGCAACAAAGAACCGGCAACCGGCAGACAAGGAGAGAGGAGGAGGAAGAGGAAGACGAGGAGGAUGAGGAGGAAUCAGAAGAGGAGGAUGAAGAAGAUGACACAGAUGAUGAAAAUUAAUUAAUAUGUGCGGAAGAAAAAAAAAGGUUUGUUCAUGUUUUACAGCCUUGUAAAAGCAGAGCUGAGUCAUUGCCAAACUCACCUGAAACCGGCACUCAGAGCAGUAUUGUAGUGAAAGUACGUUGUAGUUGUGGGAUAGAGAACGUGCUGUUCUAGACGGACAUUUGCCUUAAAAACAGUCUAGUUUUGUACAUAACAGAGUCAAAAUGCUCUUUAAGUAUUUCAUCAUUGUGCUUUUUAUUGCUUCAUGUUGCCAUCUUUUAUGAAUAAAUCCCUUUUCUUAU